Trypanosoma brucei brucei TREU927 is the source of this 1200-nucleotide messenger RNA. RefSeq lists its product as hypothetical. Lineage: Eukaryota; Euglenozoa; Kinetoplastea; Trypanosomatida; Trypanosomatidae. The transcript has a single exon. The coding region runs from base 1 to 1200 and encodes 399 amino acids. The record is from RefSeq and is a predicted model, not a curated record.
AUGCCCGUAACGAAGCCAAGAGAGAUGAAAACAUCAGCAGCACGGCGAGUCAUCGACCCGAUAGACUCAACGGUGGCGACGAGUGGAUGGACUUGCACAAAUUGUUCAGUGGAGGUCCCUAAAGAAGAAGCCUUCUGCAAGAUAUGUUCCUUCGCACGCCCGAUGGACCGUCACGGUGUACCACAGAUCUUUACCGACCUUACCAUAACCUUCAACGGCAUAAUUCCACGUAGUGUGAAGCACCAAAGUCACUCCGUUGAGUGGCGGAUGGCUGAGCGGCAUGGAGCAACGUGCAUGGUGGAGCUUGACUUCGGUCGAGUGAAUGUGUUGGUGUAUCGUCCAGGAUACGAACGAAGUGAGAAGGUUCGAAAAUGUGUGGAAGCGGGACGUGGUGUUUUUGUGGUCCCCAUCACGUGGAUGCUGGACUGCUUGCUUCAAUCGCGCCAGAUUCACCCAUCUCUCUUCCAUUUGGCCGCCAUUCCCCUUGUACCGCAACCCACCGUAAAAGGGAUGGACCUUCCGCACCAUCACCAUCCAUAUUAUGUUAUGAAUGUCAAGGAAUACACGCUUGCCGCCGCCGGGAGAGCGGUAGCUGAUGGGGCAAUCGCUGCGAGAGAAGUGGUUACUUCCCCCGAAAACAUGAAGCUUCCGCCAACUUUUCAGAUACCAGAACUACGAUAUACGAACAUAGACAUCUACGAAGCUGUUUGCAGUGCUGCCGGAGAGGGAAGGCUAGUGGAGAAGGAAGAUGAACACUCCGAUGACGUCCGUGAAGGUCGGAACCGAGCUACCGAUAUAGAAGUGUUCAAAGGUGAUCAGCGCAACAACCGUGUGAACAAUGCUCUUUUCAGCGGCAUCAAAUUCCUUCUGACACCUGUACUUGAAUCCAACCCGUUGGUUGUUAAAGCGCUCGUCGCGUGCGGAGGAAGAGUAAUCAUAUCUUCACACGGGAAACUUGGGGAGCUGCUGAGGAAUUCCACUACUCACGUGUUGUAUGAUCACAGUGAAAAAAAGUGCCCCAUAUUGAUCGAGGCAGCUCAUGUGAAGAAGACGGUUCCAGGUCUAAUCCUGGUACAGUCGAAUUGGGCGGAAGAUUGUAUGAUAUUCAAGGAGCUGAUUCCACCGUAUGGACCGUACGCUCCUUCAGCAAAGCUCAUGGAGACGCUUGAGAAAAAAUACAAGAAGCGUGCAGCGGCUUAA